This is a messenger RNA of Plasmodium vivax (malaria parasite P. vivax), 1989 nucleotides long. RefSeq lists its product as hypothetical. Lineage: Eukaryota; Apicomplexa; Aconoidasida; Haemosporida; Plasmodiidae. The record is from RefSeq and is a predicted model, not a curated record. The transcript has 2 exons. The coding region runs from base 939 to 1796 and encodes 285 amino acids.
AAUCAACUAUUUCUAAUACAAACAUGUAGAGAGUUAAUGAUGCAAAAUAUGUGUCGUAUGCAAAUGAUAUUCUAAAAUUGCUAUUCUUUCCCUUUUUCUUCCUUUUUGUCUUCAGCAAUACUUUUUUUUAUGCUAAUUGAAAAAAAAACAUAACUUAAUAUGACACUCAAAAUUUGCUCCACCUCAACGUAAAAAAAAGGAAUAAAAAAUAUUUUUUUGUUUCCCUAGCGUAUUUUAUAUACAUGUAAAUAUAUACAUUUAUGUACAAUAGAAUAGUGCAUUAUUUUAAAUUAGUGCUAGUGUUAGUGUUUUUUUUUUUUUUUUCAUCACCCAUCAGCUAAAAUUACGCAAAAAAUUUCGUAAAUAUGUAAUUCAUGCAGCGUACAUUUAUGCGUUAUAUACAUAUUUUAAUGGUGUUUUAUAUCCCCUUUGUGUUUUUUUCAUUCUUUGAAUGAUAUAUUUGCCAUUUAAAAUCAAUCACAUUUACUUUGCAUACUGCGCGAUAACGAUAAACGAUUUUUAAUUUUUGCAAAACGGAAUUGUAAUAAAAUUACCUUAAUUUUAAUUUAAUUUUUAACUUUUAUUUCAAUUUAAACGUUAGUUUGUAGUAUUUUUUUUUUGGAUUAUUGUGCAAUAAAUGUUUACGCAGGAAUUGUUUUACGCAAGAAUGUACAUUUUCUACGCAUUUUAACAUAACAUAUAAUCACUGGAGUUGCGCAUUUUACUUGCCAUUUUAAUUGAAACGCUUGAAAAAAGGUAUUAAAAAGCAUUAAAAAGUAUUAAAAAGUGUUAAAAAGUGUUAAAAAGUGCCAAGCAAUAAGUAAAAAAAACACCACGUAGUGUAAUGCUGAGUAUUACACAAAGGAAAAAUCAUUAUAUAGUAAAUUAAAUAAAUUAUUUUUUAAUUACUAUAAUGAUUUAAAAACUUUAAAUUAUCAAUGAGAGAAAGGACAAACUGUAAAUCACACCUCUUUAUUAUAACUCUUACCGUUACCCUUUUCAUAUCGACCUGGAAUCAUUUAUAUGAUUCACUCACCACUGCUAAUACGUGGGACAAACGAAUCUUCCCUCAAAAUAGCACGUUACACACAGCACCAGGUAGAAUAUUAAAGGGUGAUAUUGAACUAGGAACGCAACAACGAUUUAAGGAGCUAAAAGAAAGAAUUAUAAAUUUGUUAGAUGAAGAUGAUGAGUCGUUCAAAGAAAGAUUUAACGCACUAACACACGAUGGGAUAUUUAGAAAAGAAUAUGAUGAGUUGAUGACCGAGUACAAUCUUGAAAAACUGUCGAAUGCACUAAAACGGUAUGAUGACUUUGAAAAAAGAGUAAAUCCCUUCAAAAAUAAUAGGCGUAAAAAAUCGCGUAGGUAUAUAAACGGUGAUAAUGAAUUGAAAAAUCAAUAUGACGAAUUUAAAUAUUACGAUGAUGAUUACGAAGGAACCAAUCGUGCAUUCUAUUAUGUAAAUGACUUUCGAAUAAGGCAGAGAGCAAAGAGGCUCAGAUAUCCCCAACGGCUUAGAAGGAAACCUAGAGCGAAAAAGGACAAAAGGCCAAAGAUAUUUAAAUAUUUAAACACCGCUAUUUCAAAGAUAAAGGCAAAAAAACCAACUUCCUAUAUAGCUCCUUAUAACAAUAAUAAAUAUGGGCUCAAACCUACUAGCAAAAAUAGAAAAGCCAUGUAUCACAUGGAAAAUUUUAAAUUCCAGCUUUCACUAUUUUCUGUAAAAUUGUUAAAAGCAAUUUUAAUCGUACUAUACUAUACAACUAACGAAGUUAUUGGUUUACUUCUUCCAUAGGUAAUAUUACAAUCUUUUAUUUAUUUCAUUCAAAAAUUGCAGAAAUGUAUAAGAGAACAAAUAACACACUUCUUAUGCAAAAUAAAUAAAGAUUUCAGUACCCUUAUGGUUAUUCAGCCAAAAAAUAUUUCCACUUAAAUCUUCAAAUUUGACAGUACUGAUUGUUUUGGGAUGCACUUAAACUUUUAUUUCC